AUGGCUGAUGAAGGAAUGGAUAUUAAUCAUCAUCAAAACUUAUCAAUUUGUAUACGUUAUUGUGAUCAGGAUACAGGUGAACCAAUAGAAUCAUUUAUUGGUUUAUUGAGAAUAAAAGACAAAGAUGCACAAACAAUAUUUAAUACAAUUGCUAAAGAAUUAGAAGAUAAAAAUAUUGAUUUGAGAAAAAUUCGUUUUACUGGUUUUGAUGGAGCAUCCGUGUUCAGUGGAGAGUUUAAUGGCGUAUCUGCAAAAUUUUGUCAAACAUAUUCAAAUUCCAUAUUAUUUAUUCAUUGUCGUUGCCACGUAUUACAGUUAUGCUUAUUAACAGCAUGUGAAGAUAUACCUGAAGUUAAAGAAUGUUUAUCAACAUUAAAAUCUUUAAUAAAUUUUAUUAAUCGAUCAUCUAUUAGAUUGUCACGUUUCAAUGAUAUUCAAACAUUAUUACAAUGUUCACAAAUAAAAUUAGUUCAACCAGGUGAUACACGAUGGUUAUCAUAUUUUCGUUCUAUUAAUGUUAUUCUUCGUUGUUAUGAACCAUUAAUAAUUACACUGGAACAUAUAUCUAAUGAAAGAGAUGAAGAAAGUCCAACUGCAGCUGGUCUACUUUCAAUUUUAGGAAAUCAAUUAACAAUAUUUCUAUUACAUAGUUUAGAACCAGUUCUUGAAGCACUUGCAAUAUUAUCAAAGUGUAUACAAACAAAAAAUGCUGAUUUUAGUCUACUUGAACAAUCGAUGCUUGGAGUAUUACUACGAUUAGAAGAAUUAAAAGAUAUUAACAUUAAUGAGUAUAAAAAAAUAUUGGAGAUUAUUGAUAAAAUUAAAAUAUCAUUCAAUGAUCAUGCCCAUGUUACACGUGUAAAAACUCGAACAAAUGAAAUUAGCAUAGAACAACAAUUUAAUGAUAAAAUAGUCAAGUUUAUUGAUUCAAUUAUAUUUAAUAUAAAAGCUCGAUUUGAAACAAAUGUAUUAAAAUUGUUAAAUUGUUUUCGUAUAUUUGAUGUUAAUGAAGUAUUAGAUGAGCCACAAUAUGGUGUUCGAGAAAUUAACAUGAUAAAACAACAGUAUCCUAAUGACUUUAAUGAUGAUUUAUUAAACGAAUGGAAAGUAUUUCGAAAAUAUUUAUUUAUAAAAAAACAAGAGAAAUCAACAGCUGUUUUAUCACAACGAGAAAAUUGUAUUGAUUUGGUUAAAAAAGGAAUGUUACGAAAAAUGUACCCACAAUUAUCACUAGCAGCUGAAAUAUUUUUAUGCGCGCCAAUUAGUACAGCGACAGUAGAACGUGACUUCAGUACAAUGAAUAGAAUAUUAACUGAUUUACGAAAUCGUUUAACAACAGACCAUUUACAAAAAUUAAUGAAAAUUUCAAUAGAAGGACCAUCUGAUCUAGAUAAUGAUUUAAAGAAUUUAAUUAUUGAUUGCUGGAAAAGAAAAAAAGUGAGAAGAAUUUCAGUUUAG
Messenger RNA from Rotaria sp. Silwood2, 1458 nucleotides. The record is from the annotation of a GenBank genome assembly. NCBI's taxonomy places the organism in Eukaryota, Metazoa, Rotifera, Eurotatoria, Philodinida, Philodinidae.